Dipodomys spectabilis (banner-tailed kangaroo rat) is the source of this 1305-nucleotide messenger RNA. Its product is annotated as basic proline-rich protein-like. The transcript has a single exon. The record is from RefSeq and is a predicted model, not a curated record. The annotation marks the transcript as partial. Lineage: Eukaryota; Metazoa; Chordata; Mammalia; Rodentia; Heteromyidae.
CCUCCUCCUCCCUGCAGUCCUCCUCCUCCCUGCAGCCCUCCUCCUCCCUGCAGUCCUCCUCCUCCUCCCUGCAGUCCUCCUCCUCCCUGCAGUCCUCCCCCCUGCAGUCCUCCUCCCCCCUGCAGUCCUCCUCCCCCCUGCAGUCCUCCUCCUCCCUGCAGUCCUCCUCCUCCUCCCUGCAGUCCUCCUCCUCCCUGCAGUCCUCCUCCUCCCUGCAGUCCUCCUCCUCCUCCCUGCAGUCCUCCUCCUCCUCCCUGCAGUCCUCCUCCUCCCUGCAGUCCUCCCCCCUGCAGUCCUCCUCCUCCUCCCUGCAGUCCUCCUCCUCCCUGCAGCCCUCCUCCUCCUCCCUGCAGUCCUCCUCCCUGCAGCCCUCCUCCUCCCUGCAGUCCUCCUCCCCCCUGCAGUCCUCCUCCUCCCUGCAGUCCUCCUCCUCCUCCCUGCAGUUCUCCUCCUCCCUGCAGUCCUCCUCCCCCCUGCAGUCCUCCUCCUCCCUGCAGUCCUCCUCCUCCUCCCUGCAGCCCUCCUCCUCCCUGCAGUCCUCCUCCCCCCUGCAGUCCUCCUCCUCCCUGCAGUCCUCCUCCUCCUCCCUGCAGCCCUCCUCCUCCCUGCAGUCCUCCUCCCCCCUGCAGUCCUCCUCCUCCCUGCAGUCCUCCUCCUCCUCCCUGCAGUCCUCCUCCUCCCUGCAGUCCUCCUCCUGCUCCCUGCAGUCCUCCUCCUCCCUGCAGUCCUCCUCCUCCCUGCAGUCCUCCUCCCUGCAGCCCUCCUCCUCCCUGCAGACCUCCUCCCUGCAGCCCUCCUCCUCCCUGCAGUCCUCCUCCCUGCAGCCCUCCUCCCUGUAGUCCUCCUCCCCCCUGCAGUCCUCCUCCCCCCUGCAGUCCUCCUCCCCCCUGCAGUCCUCCUCCUCCCUGCAGUCCUCCUCCCCCUCCCUGCAGUCCUCCUCCUCCCUGCAGUCCUCCUCCUCCUCCCUGCAGUCCUCCUCCUCCCUGCAGUCCUCCUCCCCCUCCCUGCAGUCCUCCUCCUCCUCCCUGCAGUCCUCCUCCUCCCUGCAGUCCUCCUCCUCCUCCCUGCAGUCCUCCUCCUCCCUGCAGUCCUCCUCCUCCUCCGUGCAGCCCUCCUCCUCCUCCCUGCAGUCCUCCUCCUCCUCCCUGCAGUCCUCCUCCUCCCUGCAGCCCUCCUCCUCCUCCCUGCAGCCCUCCUCCUCCUCCCUGCAGUCCUCCUCCCUGCAGCCCUCCUCCUCCCUGCAGUCCUCCUCCUCCCUGCAGUCCUCCUCCCUGCAGUCCUCCUCCUCCCUGCAGUCCUCCUCCU